UUAAAUUCUGGUGCAGAAGAAAACGCUAUGUGGUGCCUGCCCACCAGAACGAGAGCCGUCCCCAGCAGUUACUAAGAGUAAGCUACUCAGUUUGCAAACCACAGCUAUUAUUUUCUCGGAUUGGGUAUCUCGGUUUUAGGUUUGCCUCCUGACUUGAAACUUUUGAGGUAGCCUGGCAUUGCUGAGGGAGGAUUUGAUGACAAUGAGAGGAGUAAACUUGGAUACCUACAACCUCUCCUUGCUGACUGCAAAGGAGGACAUUCUGAAUCCCCGAGCCUCCACCAACUGGGCACUCUUCACAUACGAUGGCGUCACCAACAACCUCAAACUUGCAGACUCCGGAGCUGGUGGUGUGGCGGAGUUGGCUGGGAAGUUCCACGCCAGCAGGCCGAUGUACGGGCUGUGUCGGCUGGGAUGCGCAGAGUCGGGGGGUCCCCGCGUGGCCAUGAUCUGCUGGGUUGGUCCGAAUGUAGAUGAGUACCGGCAAACGGAAUGUGCCAGCCAUGUACCGGCCAUCAAGAACUUUUUCAAGGAGGCCCAUACGUUCGUCACAGCCUCAAACGCGGAGGACGUGACGGAGGAGAAGCUGUCCGCAGCCGUGGCCAAGGUGCGUCCGCCACUGCAGCCCCAGAGGAGGAGCUCCGUGCCAGUGGACAAGGAGGAGAUGGUGGGCACAAACUACAGGAAAACAAACGCUGCCAUGGAGAUGAGAAGAAUCAACAGGGACUCGUUCUGGGCACGUGCAGAGCGCGAGGAGGAGGAGAGGAAGGAGGAGGAGCGGAAGAGGGCGACGGAGGAGAGGAGGCGCCGGGAGAGGGAGAGGGUGAUGCAGGAGAGGAAGGAGGCGGAGGAGAGGGACAGGAAGAUGAACGAGAAGCUGCAGAUGAUUGAGGAGCAAAGGAGGCAGCAGGCCCUGACGGAGGAGGAGAUGAAGAAGAAGGAGAAGUCUAAAUGGGACCAGGAACAGAGAGAGCAUGAAGAAGAGCUCAGAGAACGAUUCAGACGCAGUGAGUCCAUAGAGAAAGCAGCGGAGGCAGCAGCACUGGUCCAGCAGCGGUCCAACAACCCCAGAGAGUUCUUCAGACAGCUGUCCUCCUCCUCUAAGCCCCCUGGCAGCCCCCUGUCCCCACACACAGGGAAGCCCCCGUUCCGGCGCUACAGACGGAGCCUCACAGACUCUGCCUUCAUCUUCCAGAGGUCUGACGGGGGUCCCACCUCACCGCUCAGCCCGAGAGACGGCUGCCCGUCUCCCUUCGGCCAGUCCCCCCGCCGGACCCCCACCUCCCCGCAGCCCUUCUCCUCCUCCGGCUUCUCCCAGCCGUCCCGCUCGCCCCUGCGCUCUCCGCCCGCCUCGCCGCAGCGCUCCACCCCUCCGGUGGCGCUGUUACCGGGCACGCCGCCCGCCAGACCCCCGCCGCCGUCCACCCUGCCCCCGGUCCCGGCCCAGCCCCAGGACACCCCGUCCCCGUCCCCAGCCCCGGCCUCCCCAGGUCUGCAGGCCAGCCUGGUGCAGGCCUCCUGCUCCUCUCCUGCUUCCCCACCAGGUGGCGCCACUGCUGAGCCACUUGCUGAGAGCCCAGAGCACUCAGAGGACUUGCGCUCAGCUGGACACACUCUGAGCAGCCUGGAGCCUGAGGCAGGCCUUUGUGUCCGGGCGGUCCUUGUGGAAGAGGAGGAGGAGGAGGAGCAGGUGGAGGAGCAGGAGGAGGAGGAAGGACAGACAGAACAGGCGCAGGCUCCGACGGCCAGCGCCACAGCUGUGAAUGAGGAGGAGGAGGCCUCCACAGGCUCCGCAGAACCAGAACUAAAACCAGAACUAGAGCCAGAACUAGAGCCAGCACCACAGCCAGAGCCAGAGGAGGUGCAGGAGGUCCUGAUGGAGGAGCCACAGCCCGAAGGAGCACCAGAGGCACAGACUGAGGAGGAGGAUGAAGGAGUUAAGGAGGAGGUGGAGGAGCAGGAGGCAUACGUGGUGCCGGCCCAGGAGGAGGAGGAGGACAGCGAAGGGCCAGUGGACGCAGGCGAAGAGGCCCUAGAGCAGUGUGAGGACUUGCUGCUGGUGCAGAGCAGGACUCUGCAGAAUGGAACAGAAAAGGAAUACAUGCAUAUGACAGGGAUGGACCAAGAUGGGGUUGUGGAGGAACAGGGCAAGGAGAUAUCAGAAAAUGGGGAUGAGGGAUCACCAGAACAGCAGAUGUGUGUACGAGCUCUCUAUGACUAUGAGGCUGAGGAUGAAUCGGAGCUUUCUUUUGCCCCGGGAGACAUCAUCAGCGAUGUGGAGACUGUGGACAAAGGCUGGUGGAGAGGCUUCAGCAAAGAUGGCCGCCAGGGGCUCUUCCCUGCCAACUAUGUUGAAACCAUUUAAAACACAAACACACACACACACCGAACACACACACACACACACACACACACACACACACACACACACACACACACAAACUGAAUACACACACACACACUGGGAUGGAGAGAUGGCAUCUCUUUAUUCCUCCAGCCAAAAGCAGACAUCCUAUCCAUCAUCUACUCUUACACCACUGAAACCUUUUGAAAUCUGACUGGUCUUAAGAGCUCCCUCUGAGCAACUCGUCAGGAUCGAUCAGGGGCAGCUUCCUACACACGUUAACAGGAUUCUUUAUUUGGCUUAUUUUAACCAACAUCACAGGUCAGGAAUCAAUAGGCCGUAACGCCGUGGGGAUUGGAGGGAUAUCUUAAACAUGUAUCCUCUCGUCUCUUAACCAUCUCUAAUUCUUCUUAUUACUCUCAAAUAAUCCACUAUGUAUGCAUUUUGGAUUUCAUUUCUGUUUUAGUCUUAAUACAACCUUUGCACAAAUAUUGUAUUUUUCCCCUUUAAUAUGCAAGUGAAGUUUGUCUGUGUCAUUCAUGCUCCAUGUUUUCAGCCAGAUGUUACAUUUGUGUGAAUAUCCAUUAUCUAUGUGGGCACUGCUUUAAAAGAGUGGAUCUAAAAAAGAAAAUGAAAAACAAAAUAAUUACCAGUGUUUAUUCUAUCUAUUAUAUUUAGCCUUAGAUUUACUUGGACUGUAUGACAUUUCAUCAAUAACCAAGGGUUUAAAAUGACCACAUUAGCAGGGACAACCGUAUACCAAUCAGAAAGCUGAAUCACUCCAAUAUUCUAUUCUUCUUUCCCAAAUAAUGAGAACGAUACUCCUUUGGCGUGGUGCUGAAAACAACCUGCACUUGUCAGUCAUAACUGCGUUUGUGUGCUUAUUCUCUAUUUCACUGUACACUAGUCAGUCUUACCAUGUAACACCCCAGACUGUUGAUCACGUCCUUUACAUCCUCGUGUAAAAAGCUAUGUUUUAUAAGCAAAAUGUUUAGAGGUAAGGCUCACCCUGUUUCUGUCAUGUUUGUACUGUCAUGUGUGUCUUUGUUUGUCUAUUCUUUCUUGUAAAUACAGUAUCAUACAACCUGCAA
Sardina pilchardus (European sardine) is the source of this 3435-nucleotide messenger RNA. Its product is annotated as drebrin-like protein A. The transcript has 16 exons. Bases 197 to 2365 code for a protein of 722 amino acids. Lineage: Eukaryota; Metazoa; Chordata; Actinopteri; Clupeiformes; Clupeidae. Gene Ontology annotation, cellular component: site of polarized growth; postsynaptic membrane; actin filament. The record is from RefSeq and is a predicted model, not a curated record. Gene Ontology annotation, molecular function: actin filament binding. Gene Ontology annotation, biological process: positive regulation of axon extension; regulation of actin filament polymerization; postsynaptic actin cytoskeleton organization.